AUGCACGGAGGUCAUGCUGCUCUGAGGUCCGUUUUGUUUCCUCCCAGGGGGAGCAGGAGCAGGAGCAGCUGUGCUCCCAGAGGGAGCUCCCAGGAGAUGAAGAAGCUGGACACUAACGCCUCAAAGGAACAAGGCUUCUGCCCGCUCUCGGAGGACUACAAGCAAACCUACCUCUCCCUGACCUACAGUAUCACCUUUGUGCUAGGGCUGCCCCUGAAUGGCACUGUCUUGUGGCUCUCCUGGCACCAAAGCAAGUGCUGGAACUGUGCCACCAUCUAUCUGGUGAACCUGAUGGUGGCCGAUGUGCUUUAUGUGCUGACACUGCCCUUCCUCAUCAUCACCUAUGCCCUGGGUGACAGGUGGCCCUUUGGGGAACUACUCUGCAAGCUGGUGCACUUCCUGUUCUACACCAACCUCUAUGGCAGCGUCCUGCUGCUGACCUGCAUCUCCAUUCACCACUUCCUGGGUGUGUGCCAUCCCCUGACCUCGCUGCCCUACCGGACCUGCCCGCACGCCCUGCUGGGUGCAGCUGCCACCUGGGCCCUGGUGGUCUUGCAGGUGCUGCCCACACUGGUCUUCUCCCACACAGGCUACAUUGAUGGCCAAGUGGUCUGCUACGACAUGACCUACCCAGAGAAUUUUGAUCAGUUUUUUGUCUAUGGUAUGGUUCAGACGUUGUCUGGCUUUGUUUCCCUCCUUGGUUAUCUUGGUGUGCUACUCGCUGAUGCAGAGGAGCCUGACCAAACCAGAGGAGACCCUGGAGAGGACAGGCAGUGCAGCCCGGGCCAAGUGCAUCUGGACCGUCCUGCUGGUGUGCAGCCUCCUCACCCUCUGCUUCGUGUCCUUUCACAUCACUCGCUCCUUCUACCUCCUACUGCGCUUCCGGAUGUCCCAGGACUGCCAGCUCCUGCAGGUCGCCAGUGUGGCCUACAAGAUACGGAGGCCGCUGGUGAGCAUGAACAGUUGCCCCACCCGGUCCUGUAUUUCCUGAACCAUAGGGUCAGGCUCUUCCGGAAACCGAGGCAUAACAGGGUGGGUGAGCACCCAGCGGGAGCCAAGGGAGAGAGACCCAGGGUGGGGCAUAUCUGGGUCCUGUCGAGAUGA
Messenger RNA from Artibeus jamaicensis (Jamaican fruit-eating bat), 1104 nucleotides. RefSeq names its product P2Y purinoceptor 3-like. The record is from RefSeq and is a predicted model, not a curated record. NCBI's taxonomy places the organism in Eukaryota, Metazoa, Chordata, Mammalia, Chiroptera, Phyllostomidae. Gene Ontology annotation, cellular component: plasma membrane. Gene Ontology annotation, molecular function: G protein-coupled receptor activity. Gene Ontology annotation, biological process: G protein-coupled receptor signaling pathway.